This is a messenger RNA of Castor canadensis (American beaver), 1744 nucleotides long. The record is from RefSeq and is a predicted model, not a curated record. Lineage: Eukaryota; Metazoa; Chordata; Mammalia; Rodentia; Castoridae.
AUGGGUAGAACACCAGUGCUGCUUCCACCUCCAGAGCCACAGUGCCCCUCAUCUGUGAAAUGGGGCCGGAUCUCUGCCCCACUGACUUCACCAGGCCACUGGGAGAUUCACACUAACACAGCUUCCCGAACCCUUACCGUGGAGACAGCUUCUUUCUGCACUGGGCCCAGGCUAGCCGUGCACGAUCCCUGGAGAGUGACGGUGCAGGAGCAUGGCGGCACCAACAUGGGGCUGGAGGCCAUAAUUAGAAAGGCACUCAUGGGUAAAUAUGAUCAGUGGGAGGAGCCCCCGCCGCUCGGCACCAAUGCUUUUAACGCUGUGAGCGUCCGUGCCGGCCUGCCCGCUGCCGCUCUGCCCAUAACCGCUGCUGACGGACGGAGCGACCACGCGCUCACCUCGCCAGGUGGUGGCGGGAAGGCCAAGGUCUCUGGCAGACCCAGCAGCCGAAAAGCCAAGUCCCCAGCCCCGGGCCUGGUGUCCGGAGACCGGCCUCCCUCCGUCUCCUCAGUGCACUCGGAGGGCGACUGCAACCGCCGGACACCACUCACCAACCGCGUGUGGGAGGACCGACCCUCAUCCGCAGGUUCCACGCCGUUCCCCUACAACCCCCUGAUCAUGCGGCUGCAGGCGGGCGUCAUGGCCUCCCCACCCCCGCCCGGCCUCUCUGCAGGCAGUGGGCCCCUGGCCGGCCCCCACCACGCCUGGGACGAGGAGCCGAAGCCUCUGCUGUGCUCACAGUACGAGACGCUGUCAGACAGCGAGUGACUCCACAACCGCACGGGGCACAGGGCAGUGCCAGGGCCCAGCAAGGGCUCCAGGAGGAGCAGCCCGGUGUGGAGUGGGCGCUGCCGACCCCCCCACCCUCACCCUGCCCGCCCAGGAAGGAGCCCCUGAGUCCACCUGCGCGUCCGUCCGUCCGUCCAGAGCUGGCAUCCUGCCUGUCUUAAGCCUUAACUAAGACCCCGCCCCUGGCUGGCCUGUGCAGCGACCUCACUCAGGGGAUGUACACCUGGUGCUCGGGAGGAGAGAGGGAGGGAGAGGGAGGUAGGACAGCGGGCCAGGAUCAGGGCGUGGCGAGUGUGGUGAGCUCACGUGCGGCCAGGGUGGCCAGGGCCAGGGCAUCCAGGGACCCGAAGCACCUCCAUGCCACUGCCUGCCCCCUGAUGCAUUUGGAACCAAAGUCUAAACCGAGCUAGCAGCCCCUGCCCCCUCCCCCGGCCUCCCAUCCUGCUUUGCACUCUAGACAGACGGACACAGGCCCUGACCAGCCCCCAACACAGUCAUCACAGUCCCCCACAGGCUGCUCCAGCCGGUGAGACUCUGGGAGCCAAGUCAGACCAGGCGGGCGGGCAACAGGGCCAGGUGCGGCCUGGGGCGCACAGGUGCUGGAGGAAGUGGACCCUGGGAGCGUCGCAGCUGCGCGGUGGGCGAGGAGGCAGGUGUAAAUGAUGUAUUGGUUUACAGGGUAUAUUUUUGAUACCUUCAAUGAAUUAAUUCAGAUGUUUUUCGCGAGGAAGGACUUACCCAGUAUUACUGCUGUGCUUUUGACCUCCGCUUACCGCUCCAGAGGCGUGCGUCCGCAGGACAGAGGGCUGGUGGCACCGGCUCGCCACCCCCCUGCCCCGUGUCCUCCCUCCCUCCCUUCCUUAGGCAGAAUGAAUUUGACGCAUAUUCUGUGGCCGCCGUCUGUGCACGGCGGCGGUGUUCUGUCAUUUACACGCAUUCUGAUUAAAAGGCGAAUUAU